AUGGCGGAAGAGGAGGCAUCACAGCAGGAAUGGGCGGCGCAGGCCGAGGGGUUCAAGGCGGAAGGCAACAAGCUACUGGCUGAAAAGCGGUACAAAGACGCAGUAGAGAUGUACACGCGUGCGAUCGAGCUGGACCCGGACAACGCCGUGUACUACAGCAACCGCUCGGCCGCGUAUCUCGCGAUGGGCGACGCACGUGGCAAAGCGCUGCAGGACGCAAAGAAGUGCAUUGAGCUCAAAGCUGAUUGGUGGAAAGGAUACAGUCGAAAAGGCGCGGCUGAACAUGCGCUACUGCGCUUUGACGCCGCGCGAGCGACGUUUAAUGAGGGACUGCGGCUGGAUCCGGAGAAUCCGUCGCUUCUGCAGGCGUUAGAAGAGGCGUAUGCAGCUGGACAGAGUUAUAGCAAGCGAUUGAGGGAACAGGAGCGACUGCGGGUGGAGCAAGAGGAGAAGGAGCGACAGUAUGAAGCAGCGGAGAAGGAACGGAGGCUGAAGGAAGCAGAGCAGGAGAAGAAGGAGAAGGAAGAGGAGAAGCCGAAAGACGAAGACGUGCUCUUGGCAGAGUUCAUGUCGGAAGUGCAGGAGCUGGAGGAGAGUGCCAAUUGCAUUAAGAAAGAUGUGGACGGUGAGGAAGCUCAGGAGAGGAAGAGGGAGAAGAAGGUCGUGGAGUUUGGCACGUCUGACGGGCAGAUUGAGCGGUUGCUGCAGCCGCAUUUCAAGUGGAUCAACUUGAAUCCUUUCAGGGUGCUCAUGCUCGAUCUGGACGCCACAGAAGAGGACAUGAAGCAGCAUUACCGGAAGAUAUCGACUUUGGUACACCCAGACAAGUGCCGCAACGAUAAAGCUCGCGAAGCUUUCGAAGAGGUGACGAAGGCGUACAACCUCAUCACACAGGAAGACCGGCGGAAGAUGUGUAUUCGCACGAUCGAGAAUGCGACACUAGAAGUCAAAAAGGACCGCCGCCGGAAGAUCAAGAAGGGCAUCAAAGAAUGCGAUUUGGGUGAUCUGGACGAGGCCGUGGAAAAAGCUGUGCUGCGCUCGUUCGCCGAGAUUGAGAAUCGUCGCGUGAAUAUUGAGAAGCGUGAAGCGGCGCAGCGGCGACGCGAGGCAGAGCAGGAGGAAAAGGAGCACGCGAAGGUUGUGGAUAUGUUCAAGCGAGAGCGCUCAUGGGCAGAGAUGGACCGCCGGGAUCAGCGCGUCGGUAGUUGGCGGUCGUUCCAGAAAGGAGGCAAACGGCGGAAAGAAGUGGAUGCACAAGGAUGGAAAGAAGAAACACGGGAAGAGAAGAAGUUCGGCGAGGUAGACAAUGAAGCUUACAAGAAAGGAUGGAAAUAA
Molecule: messenger RNA, 1335 nt
Organism: Peronospora matthiolae
Lineage: Eukaryota; Oomycota; Peronosporomycetes; Peronosporales; Peronosporaceae
Source: the annotation of a GenBank genome assembly